AUGAAUGUUCAAUCAAGCCGGGAUAUGAUGCGUCGUUGUUCGAUUCUUCUCAUGUUCCUCUUCUGUAUCCGCCAGGCUGCAUGUUUGGACGCCAUCAGUUUCCAAAAUUGGUCAUCCCUAUUUAACAACCAGCCGUCAAAGAACUGGGUUGUCCUGGCCGCUGGUUCCAACACCUGGGAAAAUUAUCGACAUCAAGCGGACGUAUUUCACGCGUAUCAAUUGGUGCGUAAAUACAAUGUUCCACCGGAGAAUAUAAUUACCUUCGCCUACGACGAUAUUGCCAACAAUCCCAAAAACCCCUUUAAAGGCAAAGUGUUCCAUCACUACGAUCACGAAGAUGUCUACAACGGUGUGGUGAUUGACUAUCGUGAAAAAGAUGUCACACGUGAUAACUUCGUGAAAGUGCUGAAAGGUGAUCAGAAACUUGAAGCUAACAAGAAGAAGGUUCUGAAAAGCGGUCCUGAUGACAACGUGUUCAUCUUCUUCUCCGGUCAUGGUGCGAUUUCCCACAUUGGCUUCCUGGAAGAAUAUCUGUAUGCCAUGGAGCUGAACGAUACCCUCGCCUACAUGCAUUCAAAAAAAAAGUUCAACAAAUUGGUGCUGUACAUGGAGGCUUGCUACUCUGGCUCUAUGUUUAAAGAUGUUCUUCCUUCAAAUAUGGGAAUCUACGCGACAACCUCAGCCAAGGAAGAUGAAAAAUCCCACGCCAUUUUUUGUUUUGACCCGAGAAUCCGUGUCUGUUUGGCGAACGAUUACUCGCAUGCUUGGAUUACAGAUUCGGAACAGAACAACAUAAAAAAGCGUACACUGGAGGAGCAAUACGAGGCGGUGAGAAGGAAGACGGGGUUAAGUCACGUGAUGAAAUACGGUGAAAUGGUGAUAAUACUAGGGAUUCGUUGUACAUCAAUGACUAAUGAUAUUGCUGAUUGUGGGACUGUUUCCGAACUGAUAUUCAUUGUUCAACAGGAUCUUUCAACACUAGCACCUAAGCAAUUAAAUGUGAAACUACGGUCGCUUGGUCCCAGAGGUAUCCCAGCACACAACUCAUCUAAUAGAGUUGUGCAAAGCCGGAUACAAUCCCGAAAUCAUCAUCCAGUCUGUCCACAACGUCUGCUCCUAACGGGCACACAUCAUGUUGUGCGAUUUUACCAAAAUAAACUGAAUUCCAACUGGUCCGUAUCGAGUUUUGCCAUCGUCUCGAAG
Messenger RNA from Opisthorchis viverrini, 1203 nucleotides. RefSeq lists its product as hypothetical. Gene Ontology annotation, biological process: vacuolar protein processing. Lineage: Eukaryota; Metazoa; Platyhelminthes; Trematoda; Opisthorchiida; Opisthorchiidae. The annotation marks the transcript as partial. The transcript is spliced from 10 exons. Gene Ontology annotation, molecular function: cysteine-type endopeptidase activity. The record is from RefSeq and is a predicted model, not a curated record.